CUAAUGUUAUACAUGUUUAUUUCAAGUUGGAGAAGGUGUUUCACUGGGCCUUGGUGGAGAUUUUAUGAUGGAUACAACAUUUGGAGAACUUCCUAACCCCCUGUUAACCAUGGCAACUAAUAAUCAACCAUCUUCUCUUACGUCAUCGCAAACGUCGACCACGAACACGGCACAAUCGUCAGCUCAUACCACAUCCUCUACCUCAUCCACUGAUCCUAAUCAAAAGUACAUGCUGCAAAAUGAGGACUUCACUGCUCUUGGUAAUGUUGGACAUCAUGUUCGAGUUCCAAUCCCAAAUAAUCCACCUACAAUUGACUUGUCUUCGAGUUCAGGUUCGUCUGCUGCACAUACACCAUCUCUUGAUGGAACAAUAACUAUUGAUCCGACGGAUAUCAUCGGUGUUGCAGAUAUGAAUCAAAUUGGUCCUGACGGUAACCCUUCUUUCUUUAGCUUCAAUCCUGGUACUGGACAUGCAUCUGAAAUUUCAGCUUUGCAGUCUGCUCUACAAGGUACAGCCGUAGACAUGAGUAGCUUUUUACCUCCUCCAUUUGAUACUCCAUCUUCCAUUACAAAUAUGUUUCCUUCUAGUUCCGGCACAAGCUCAAGUACAUCAUCCACGUCAAGCACGCAAGAAAGUACAAAUUUUGAUAUAAUGUUAGAAGCCGGACCGUCUUCAAUGACAUUUGCAAAUAAUUCCGCUAUAGAUUUUCAUGGAACAGGAACAACUUCAGGCAGAGAUUACCCUUCUGAAUUUAAUUCUGCUGGAAGCAAUACGAAUCGUGAUUCAAUAUUUUCUACCAUGACAUCAAGCCAGAAUACACAAACAACAAAUGAACAAACAAUGUAUGACACACUUAUUGAUACCGGAAGUAGCAAACCAACGACACAAGGAAAGUCUACAAUUGGAAGUGGUAGUCAAUUUGAAAAUACUUUUAAUAACAACAUCAUUGGUAUGCCGUCAAUAUUUAUUACUAGCAAACCGACAGUGUCUGGGCUUCCAAAAAGUAUUUCGGGGGGAGUAAAUAUCAGUGAACAAUCAAUGACGACUUCAAAUGAACAAUCGAUGCUAAGUACAAGCGCGUUGACAGGAGGAGACCGGAUAAACACAAACACACAGUCAACAGGAAAUAUGAAUGAACAAUCAAUGUUUGGGACUAAUUCUAAUACCAAAGUCAUUAACUCUAAUGAACGGGGAAUGUUUGAUUCGAGUGUUAAUUCAAUAAACUUAAAUUCAAAUAAACAAUCACUGAUGGAUACAAGUGGAAAUUCAAAAAGCAUUAACUCAAAUGAUCAAUCAAUGUUUGGAGUCGGUACCACAGGAGGUUUAAGUUCAAACAUACAAUCAAAUCAGAAUGUAAAUGAGCAAUCUAUGUUUAGCACAGGAAACAGUAUAAGUGGUAUGAAUUCAAACGAGCAUUCAAUGUUUGGUACAAUCAGUCCAACAUUAGGCAUUGGUGCAAGGGUUGGAUUGAACAGCAACAAUAACGAGCAAUCAAUGUUCGGUACAGGACAAUUUAUAGAUAGCAGUAGUACAAAUAUGCAUUCCUUGAAUGGUCAAACAAUUCCAGAUACAGCUAGAACAACAAUAGGCAUUAAUUCAAUAGGAGAACCAACUGUAAGCAUCAGUGCAAUCUUAAAUCAGGACAACAAAGCGAAUAAUAUCGGUGCAAAUCAUGAGUUAAAAACGACAAUACCAAAUACUGUAAAUAUGAAUUCGAAAGAUACCGUAUUUAAUACUGCAGGAAAUACAAAAAGUCCAUCUACAUUUACGACUGGAAUUACCAACACCAUUAACAAACAAUCGCAGACAAUUGUCGGAAAUAGGGCCAAAGAUACAUCUAGCCAAACAGACACAUUUACAAGUGGUCAGAAUAGCAAAUAUUCAUUGAUGGACGGCCAAACAAUCGGGAGAAUUACCCUUCCGUCAAUUAAUAACGAUAUUCAGUCUAGUAUCAAGGAAAAUAAUUUUCAGAGCACCAAUAAGAUAUCGACGGUACAGACAGAUAUACAUCCGCCAAGUAUCAUUCCAAAAACGGUAAUAACAAAUGACCAAAACCUAUCUGCAAAUGAACCUUCUUUCGUCAACGUUGAUUCCAGGAUUGGUAUAAGAACCGGCUCUUCAGACACUGGAAGCUCUAUAAACGGACUGUUAGGCACUGUUAAUAGUGACGGAGGUUCAAGUUUAAGCAGUUUUAAUAAUGUUAAUACGGGGUCUCAAUUAGGUGGCGGGGAGAAAUCGUAUUUAGUUUCAGGUACAGGGUUUAAUACGGCCACAGAUACAUUACUUGGUUCACCUAGAGUAGAUUCAAUUCAAUCUAUUAGCGAUAGAACAGCAAACAUUUUAGGAGUCUCUGACACAGUUGUUGAUAAUACAUUAAGUAAUAUUAAUGAUCAGCAGCUGUCCUUGCCGUUAGUCGACCCUAUGUUUUCUGUUGCUGAUUCAAAUAUAGCGACUGUAACAGAUACGGCAAAUCAAAACGAAUCUCAUUUGAAUGAGCUUAACACAUCAGGUAUAUAUCCUUUUGAGGGCAGUCUUACUGCAAUGGAUGCUACGCUGAGCGAAGGUAUACCAGCUACUUUGGAUAUGAGUAGUGUUUUACAUGGUAGAGAGCCUCUCCAUUUGGAGCCUCCUAUAAAUAUUAUGGGAGAGGUCGUUUCUGACAAAUCAAAAAUUAAAACAUCUGCUAGCAGUACUGGUAUUUUUGCUGUUGUUGGUGGUUCUGGUGCAGACUCUGUUAAUCCAAAGGGAGCUUUACAUCUUAAUUCUGGUGGGGGAACAUCUCUUAGCUCGACAUCAAAUUUGAGUUCGAGUGAUCGUACAUCAUCAAUUAUGAAAAAUGACCAUACAAGUUCUGGUGUAUCAUUUGUAAAUGGUGGUAGCAAUGCUAACACGUUGGCGAUAGACAAGGUUAAUCAAUAUGUUGGUCUUGAAUCUUUCAAGAACAAGCAGAAAUCUUCGAAAGAAAACCUUGAAAGUAAUACGGUGGGAAUUGACAAUCUAAGCUCUGCUGGUGUAAAAGUAUCAAAAAUGACUAAUAACAAUAACAGACUAACAACAAAUGAGCAGAAAAUAACUGAAGCUUCUAACUUAUCUAAUAAGCAUAAUAAAGAGCUUUCGGUUUUGGGAAAUAAUUAUAACAUUAAUACAUUUAAUACAGUUGACGCAUCAUCUAAUAUGGUAAAUAACAAAGAAAAUACUAUUACAGAUGGGGUUGGUAUAAGUAUGUCCGGUUUCAGUGGUGCUCCUUUAACUAACAUGGCUGGUGCUUUUACCGGAACAUCAAGAGGUGGCCUGACUGUGAAUGCGAAUGCUAUCAAUGAUCCGUCGUUAUCAUUAACAUCGGACACAACAGAGUUAAGUUCAAGCUCAAUUCAAGAAUCUUCAAGCGUGUCUGGCAGUAGUGACUUUCCUAGUGGAAGCUUUGUAAUUGGAGCGGGUCAACCAAACUCUAAAAUAAUAAAUGCAGGCAGUUUAGAGUCGUCAUCAACAUUUAACUCAAAUGUAGGUGGUAUUGCAUUGGGAUCUGAAAUGACUGGCCAGAAUUCAAAUAUUCAAAGUAUAUCUUUGCCUGACAGUGCUUUUAAAUCUAAUGAAAUGAUAAAUUUUGACCGAAUACAGCCCAGAACAGAAACUCCGAAACUUGUUAAAGUAGACAUGACAUCUUUCAUUCCACCUCCAUAUGAAGACCCAGCAAGCACCAUCUCUUUAAACACUCAAGAUAGAACUGUAUUAAAGGAAAGUGUAAGACCUCAGACAAUUAACUCAGUUACGCUAUCAGAAAAACAAAAUAGGCUCGAUCAAACACGAAACAAAUUUAAUCAAGUUUCCUUGGAAGUGCCACAAAACUCUUUACAUAUACAGGAUAAUCUUUUAAGCCAAGGGAAUUUUAACACAGAAAGAAUUAGUAAUGCAGCAUUACUAAAUAGAAUUGGCAACUUGCACAAUCAAGUAACUUCUAGUGAUGGUUCCACAAUUGUACGUCAAUUCAAUGAACAUGUAAAAAAUGAUGAAGCAGCUAGAAAUAUGGGCAUAUCUGGUAGUUCAUUGGUUAAUACAUUAAAUUCUUCUGGGGAGCAAUCAAACUUUGUUAGAUCGACCGAACAUUUCGGUAAGCCAGUAAGGCCAACAUUUUUAGCAGAAAAUUCUCAUAGGCAACACAAUGCAAAAAUCUCAUCUUUUAACUCUCAAUCGGCUCUUCCCUCAAUUGUUGUUGAUCGAGCAAUCUUCACCGAUUUGGGUAAAGAUACUAAUAUGAGAGCAAACGAGGUCGCUGUUGCACUUGAUAUUCACAGCGCUGCAAACCAGGGCUCAGGGCGCCUGUCGCCUGAACAAUUUACAUCUCAACCAAUUGUUGGAUCAAUUUUCGGCACUGUCGAAAAUUCUUCAUCAAAUUCUUUGACUCAAAGGUUUCUUGAAAAAUCAGGCAUUACUCGAGAGCCUGCUGUAGAUUUUAUGACAACGUUCCUACAGCAUUCUAAGCCAACUCGAACUCUGAAUCGUGGAAAUAAAAGCUUACAAAUUGUUCCUCUUGGUUCAGACAUGUCCAAUUUUAGUCCUAACACAGACAAAAUAAUCAUUGCAGGUCGUCAAAAUGAUGCACAAACCGUUGAUAAAUUUGGAGUCGCAGAUAUCUACACUAGGAAACAACAGCUAAAUCCAAGACAGUGGCAACAAUUAAUGGCAAAGGUUUCACAUGAGCCAAAUUCUAAACAAAACGGAAUAAAUGUAGGUUAUCUGACACAAAAUGUUAUAGGUACAGGUGAGACCAAGCCGUUAACGGGUAAAAUCAAUCAAGGAUCAAUUAUAUCUAGAAGAGGAAUGUCCGGUUUUACAAGUAACACAAACACCAGAAAUGUUGACAAGACUAACCAAAAUCUAAGACUUCCUUUGGCAAGGAAAAACAACCUCAGAUCAGCCACUUUAUUUGAAGCUCCAGGAAUGACUGGUCACAAGUCUGUUACAAUAAGAAAUUAUGUCCCUCGUUCUUCAAGACAACACUCAGCUAGACGUACUAUCAAUUCGAGGGUAAAUGGCGUGAACGAUAUUGGGCAACAAAGCCUCCAAGAGUUUGUAGGGACACAGGCCACUGCAGAGAAAACCUCGUCUUUUGCUAAUACUUUCAGACAAAAGCAGAAGACUGGUAUCGAAGGCGUUCCUGUUUUAAAUCGAAAUGGAAUUUCUGUCAACUCGGUUUCUCUUCCACUGAAAGAUCGUCUGAGUACUGAUCCACAGACACAGUCAAACGGUCAGCUUGGGGAAGCAGGUAAAAAAAUCCAAAAUGAAAUGAAUACAUUUAAGCUUGGAAGAUCUAUUCUUAUUUCCGAUGGGGUUAUCCCUGAAUUUACCGGACCUAAUUCAGUGCAACGUCUUCCAAUUGACACAAAUGAUUUACGAACUUUGUCUGCAAAUGGUAUGCGUCUAGGAGAGCCUUCCGUUUUGUCAAGUGCAGGUUCUUUGACAAGAGAACAGAUCAGCAACCAGCAGGCAAUGACUGAAUCAGCACAAUCAUCCACUGGAUCAAUUGAUCUUCAAGGUAAGUUUGACCGAAUUGGCAGAGUAGGAUCACUUAACAAUGUUAACAAUCGACAAUUUAAUCUUGGAUCACUUGAUUCGGAAAUGACCAGUAUUCUUCAAUCAAGAAUGAAUAAUGCCGGUACAAGACAGUCUAACAGUCACCAGACAGCAACUGGAUCUCUUUCAUCGGGUUUAGCAAAUAAUCGUCCUGUCAGCUUAGAGUCAAUCGAAACACAAUUGAGAAACAAUCAACUUAAUGGAAUAAGAACACCUGCUUCACUUAAUUCAGAUAUGUCAAACAAUCGUAUGUCUUCCUUGGGAUCUUUAGAAAGAAAUAGAAAUAAUCAAUUAAAUUUAAGAACUAUAGAUUCCCAAUUGCUGAACAAUCGUCCUUCUAGACUUGGCUCACUAGACUCGCAAAUUCUGAGCAAUAGACAAUCUGCAGAUAUGCAAUCUGAUUCACGAAAGUCAUCUACAGGUGAAAUAACCCUGCAAGAUAUUCAAGGUUCUGCAGUUGCAAGAGGAAUGGGCUCAAACAGGCAAGGUGCCUUAUUAUCAAAACGUCUAGGUAUAGCAAUAGGCGGAAAUCGAAAUAGUGAUUUAGGUGGUAAUUUGGUACAAGGCAAACGAAAUACUGGUCAAGGGCAGCAAAAUAUGGGAAUUGCAAUCAAUGGGAAUAUUAAUAAUGCAUUCAGCAUGAAUACUGACCAAUUUUCCAACACUGCAACAGGUUCAAUAGAAAGUGGUCAAACAUUUCAGGACAUAAGUUCAAACUCUGGCCGGACAGGUAUGUCAGCGACAAAUAUUGAACAGAGAAACUUAGACACUGCAACAAUUCUAGGUCUUAACAGCGCUCUUAAGAAACAACCAAUGGAAGCUACAUUAUUUACCUCUGGUAGUAGAUUUGCUGUAUUUGGUCGUGCUGGUGAUGUGAACGGUAAAUCUCUUGGAGCGUCGAUGCAGGCCAAACCGGUACCAGCACGUAGAAUGGGGGUAUUGGGGCCCAUCCAUGACUGUCGAUUUAAACCCGAUCCAACAAGCGAAUACUAUUUUGUAUAUAAAGACGGAAUAAACCAACACCGAUUUAGAUGUGCUCUUGGCAGUGCCUUCGAUGAGAUGACAUGCGAAUGUUCAAUUCGAGUAUCUGAUCACGGAGAUUGUCUUGAGGUUCACAUGGACUUUAAUAAUGGAGUUGUUGAGGACUCCUCUUUAAACCGAUUACCAAUAGGUAAUGAAAAUGUUGAAAUAACAAAUACUACAAGUGCAAUUGCGGGAAUUGCUUUAUUUGGAGGAGACGGCAAACUAACAAUCUGGAGAUACCAAAAUUAUGAUUUCAGGGAUCAUAUGAUGUUGAAAGUACAAUUUCGACCCGGUGUUGGGGGCGACAGAUUACAACCACUUAUCAGUAACUGUGAUUUAAAUACGCCGUCUGUAGCAAUAAUAUACGACAAUGUGUUGAACGAAGUUAUACUCAUGCUACAAACUGUAAACGAUACUGGGAAAGAAUUAAGAUUCAAAGUUAAUCCAGAUGAGUGGAAUGAUGUCACGUAUAUUUACGACGGUCAGGAGUUUAUUGGUAUAGUAAAUGGAGUUAGAAGAUAUGUUUCUAGAGAAAAUCCUCAUCUACUUGGUAUCAUAGGAGGGGAGAUUAAAUCUACGCCAGCACAAGGCUUGAUAGAAAUCCGAGAUGCUGCCCUCGAGUUGGGACACUGUCCAAUGUACGGAAAUUACCGUGGAGCUAUGGUUGACAUUCAAGUCUAUACGUGUAUUCCUAAAGAUUUCCGACUAGAAUAAAAGACAUUCACAAUACCUUAUCAUCGAAGAACUACACUAUAACUAUGGCUUACUUUAUAAAUACAAUGAUAUUCCUGGCCAAAACCAGGACUAUUACGAGUAAAACAAACAGAAGAACAAAAUUACUCCAAGUAGUAAAGCAUCAUAUCUACUGACCAAAAUUUCAUCUGAAAUGAAGACGACGAUGUCAGAACAAUAUGAGUGUAUCGGACGCCUGGUGAAGAAUUGCUAUUAUUUUUAUAUAAAAAACAACUAAAUAUAAAAUAUGGAUCUCAUUAAUAGGUAGAUCUACAAAACAAAUUUAGCAUAGGCAAUGUAUCUUAAGAAUAUCUGCCUGCACUGAGAAAUAUAAAAGCGAACAUAGAGAAAUAAACAUUUAGAAAUUUAGAAAUAAAUAGAGAAAUAAAAAUAGAGAAAUAUAGUUAUUAACAUUGUGAAAAACAUUGAGAGAAAAGCAUUGGAUAAUCAAGAAAUAAAUGUUGUGAAAAAGAAACAUUGAAUAACUUAGGUACAAGUACUUACAUUGAGAAAAAAACAUUGAAGAAGAUAGAAAUAAAUGUUGAAACGAGGGGAUGGGGACUAAAAUAAUAGGAAUUUAUAUUAUAAACAUUUUGGUGGAAGAUUCUUCCUCGUAUUAUUUAUAUAUUUCGAGAAAAACAUUUGCCAUUAUGUACAGACACAAAUCGCAUGAAAUGUACAUAAUUUGUCUCAUGUAAUUGUUCAUGACAUAUAUAUAAUUAUAUAAUUAUGUAAUAAAACAUUUGUUUAAAUGUA
This is a messenger RNA of Ruditapes philippinarum (Manila clam), 8083 nucleotides long. RefSeq names its product serine-rich adhesin for platelets-like. The transcript is spliced from 7 exons. Lineage: Eukaryota; Metazoa; Mollusca; Bivalvia; Venerida; Veneridae. Bases 65 to 7309 code for a protein of 2414 amino acids. The record is from RefSeq and is a predicted model, not a curated record.